Molecule: messenger RNA, 1791 nt
Organism: Lingula anatina
Lineage: Eukaryota; Metazoa; Brachiopoda; Lingulata; Lingulida; Lingulidae
Source: RefSeq, a predicted model, not a curated record
AUAAUACGACUUCCUUGAAGGAAGAUGAUUCAACAUCACUCUCUCCACUACGAGACAUCCGAGGAGACACACCCGCUACUUCAAAUCCGCAAUCAGUGAGCAUUCCCUGACUCGUACAGCAUCUACUUGAUUACACAUGUACCACUUAUUAGCUGGCAGUGUCAGAGUAGAAAGCGAUCAAGGAGCGACUGUGAAGACGUAUCAGGAUACAUACAAGUGGACAAUAAGGUACAAGUCAAGUGGGUCAACAUCCCAAUGAUGUCGAUGAUAUUUUAUUAUCUUAUCUUUGCCAUCCUCCUGGGACAGACAGGCGCCUUCGUUGAAAUCAUCAAUGGGACCUCAGUCCGAAGAGUUCCUGGCUUCUUUUCUCCUUUAUUUCGAGCGCCACCUACACUGGAGCAUUUGUAUUUCGUCUCUCAGCUGCCCCCAGAGGCAUUUGCCUUCCCGGAACUGCAGAGACAAUUGAGCGAGUGCACGUUGGAUAUGUGCAUUGCCGUCGACGCAUCGGGCUCUCUCAAAAACGAAGAAUCGAACGGAAAGACGGACUCGGAAAACGAAAAGGCAUUCGCCACCAACCUCGUUCGCCGUUUGGCAAGCUUCGGUAACGACAUCUCCGUCCGAUACGCCAUCGUGGUGUUCGGGAGAAAAAUCCGAACUUGGUUUGAUUUCACUGAAAGCCAGAGCACGGAUCACAUUAUCUACAGACUGGAGACCAUCCCCUACCUAGACGGGCAGACGAAUAUACCGGACGCCAUGCUGGAGUGUCAGCAACAUCUCCUGAACUCCGGCCGCAAUGUUGAAAAAGUGGUUUUAGUCUUAACUGACGGAUCGGCAACCCCGGAUUUAGGAGCUGUAAGCGUGCCUGAGGCUGCCGAGUCGCUGAAAGCCAAUGGGAUACGCUCAAUCGCUGUCGGAGCAGGGAAUAUCAAUAAGACUGAGCUCCUGGUCAUUGCACAGGGCGACCCGAACUCCGUCUUCAUCGCAGAGGAUACCUCCAGCCUGAACAACUUGGUGGACGACAUCGGCGUGUCUUCUUGCGUCACCCCCUGCCCGUGGUCCCAGUGGACCCCUUGUGACGCCAGUUGCGGGGGCGGAAAGCAGACAAGAACAAGGAAAGGCUGCUGCCAAGGGUGUUUGGAUGAAGUUGACGGCAGAGGGUGUAACACCCAAGCUUGCCCAGCCAGGAUAAAAAAAGCUGCAGGACAUGCUCCAUGCACCUGCUGUGGUCACUCGUGUCAUACCGAUAACGGGCGUUGCUACUGCACCGGAGUUCAACCCACUUGCUACUGUGUUGGGUGGUCCCACUGGACCCCCUGUGACGCCAGUUGCGGAAGAGGAACGCAGACGAGAACAAGGAAACGCUGGUGCGAAGGGUGUUUGGAUGAAGUUGAAAGAAGGGCGUGUUACACCAAAACUUGCUCAGACACAGCCAGGCUACCACAAGGUGGAUGGAGUGGUGGAGGGAGUGGUGGAAGGGUAGCUCCAGGGGGUGGUCCAAGGGGUGCUCCAUGCAUUUGCUGUGGUCACCGGUGUAAUACCGAUCACGGACGUUGCUACUGCGCCGGAGUUCCACCCUUUUGCUUGUGUUUAGCAGAAGAUUGGUGGAGAUAAAAGAUUAGCCUCCCGUCGAGAGGAAGCAUAACCAGUUGAACAUAGAAAAGAAAACUAGUUUCUCACCUAAAUGUAAAACUGCAUUAUUUGGACUUUUUGUGAAUAUUGAGUUCAACAAUAAGUGGUCAUAAUAAAGAUUGCAGUUAAUUCCCUGUGUUUACUGCACAGUCAAGGCUCCAA